AUGCUGGCAGAAACAGUAGUGCGAGAGCUAGAGGACCUACGGCAGCACGCCGAGCGCGUGGCCGAGUUCCUCGCAAGGCCUGACCAAGCCGCGCUCCUGGCCGAGCAGCUGCACAACCCGGACGAGCUGCCGCGGAAGGACCUGUGGCAGACGUGCGCCAGCGUAGUCGACAGCCUGGACCGCGUGCAGCUGAUCAUCUCCCCAUCCGUCUCGCUGCUAGCCGACUGCUUCUUCGGAUACCUGCCAACCAAAGCGCUCUGGACCGCCGUCGACGCCCGCGUCCCUGAUCUGCUGGCGGCACACGGCCCGCAGACGGUGGAGCAGCUGGCACAGCGCGCGGGGCUGCAGCCGCAGCGCCUGCAGCAGCUGCUCGACACGCUGGCUCCCCUAGGCAUCUUCGCGCAUACCACCGACGCCACCAUCACCAACAGCCGCGCGUCGGCGCUGCUGACGCGCGACCACUGGGCGCAGUGGCACCGCUGGGCCGACCUGUACGGCACCGACUUCUUCGACGCCUCGCGCUGUAUGCCUUUGGCGGUGCGCGCGGGCGAGCGCCGCAGCGCCGCGCAGCUCUCGUUCGACACGGAGCUCAGCCUGUUCGACUACAUGGCGCAGACGGGGCUGGCAUCCAAGUUCCACGCCACGCUGGGCGCCGGCCAGGUCGCCAUGGCGAAAGGCUUUACCGUCGACUACCCGUGGGCCGAGAUCGAGAGCAGCACUAGCGAGCAGCAGCCGUUCAUCGACCUGGGCGGCGGGUCGGGCGCGCUGCUGGCGUCGGUGCUGCGCGCGCACCCGCGCCUGCGCGGCGCGCUGAUGGACCUCGGCCACGUCGUCGACAUGGUCGAGCCGGACUUUAGAAGCAGCGACGGCAAGUUCGCCGACGUCGCCGACCGCGUCGUCGCGCUGCAUCGUGGGAACUUCCUCGAGAGCGUGCCGCCCGCCGCCGUCUACACGAUGAAGUGGUGCCUGCACGACUGGUCCGACGACGACGUCGUCAAGGUCUUCCGCGUCGUGCGGCGCUGCAUCGACGUCGAGUCCGCCGUCAGCCGCCUCGUCGUCUUCGAGGCUGUGAAGACGCCGAAGCGCAGCGGCCGCAUAUCCCGCUACGGCGACCUGGUUAUGAUGGUGACGGCAAAUGGUCAGGAGCGCGCUGAGGAGGACUGGCGGAGGCUGGCUGGAGCGGCUGGCUGGCGUCUUGCGAACGUGUAUCCGCUGCGGGAUGCUUGGGCCGCGGGAAUAGAACUCAGGCCGAUUUAG
This is a messenger RNA of Lasiodiplodia theobromae, 1257 nucleotides long. RefSeq names its product O-methyltransferase. The transcript has 2 exons. The coding region runs from base 1 to 1257 and encodes 418 amino acids. The record is from RefSeq and is a predicted model, not a curated record. Lineage: Eukaryota; Fungi; Ascomycota; Dothideomycetes; Botryosphaeriales; Botryosphaeriaceae. Gene Ontology annotation, molecular function: O-methyltransferase activity.